Molecule: messenger RNA, 544 nt
Organism: Arabidopsis arenosa
Lineage: Eukaryota; Viridiplantae; Streptophyta; Magnoliopsida; Brassicales; Brassicaceae
Source: the annotation of a GenBank genome assembly
AUGUCUUUUUGUUGUCUUCCUUCUCCACCCUCCAUAAUGAAUUUGUUUCUAAUGGGUCGUCGCUUUCUGUAGAUAGUGUGUUCGAAUCACAAACCUCGAAUGUGAAGUGAACUUUGAGUAUAUGGACUACAAGUCCUUGACAAAGCGGUGCAAAGGUCCAGCAUUUCCAGCCAAAGAAUGUUGCUCUGCGUUUAAAGAGUUUGCAUGUCCUUACGUGAGUGAGAUCAACAACAUGAAUAGUGAUUGUGCACAGACAAUGUUCAGCUACAUGAAUAUUUACGGAAACUAUCCUCCUGGUCUUUUCGCUAACGAAUGCAGAGAAAGGAAAGAUGGACUUGUUUGCCCUUUAUCACCUCUCUAUUCACCUAACCUAAACGCUUCAACCGCUGAUUCGACCCCUCCUCGUUUCAUCUCGCUGUUGAUCUCUGCUGCGACCACUGUCUUGGCUUUGUUAGUGGUGACUUGAUCAAUCGAAGGAAAUUGAAAGAGCUAAAGAGUGAUUGCGUUUUGAUACCAUAUUAGCUAACAAACUAGAUGGAAUUAU